GUUCAACCAAAGCCGCAAGCCGUAGUUCAUCCACCUGAUGUUCGCUCUAUACUUCUAGUAGGCACUGCCAUUUUUCCGAAACGCAUGAAGAGCGAGUUCCGUAAAGGUCAAUCCGUAGUCUCGUAACGAUGAUUGUGGGAGGUGUCCUGAUUCUGUCGGUCAGCGUGAUUGGCGUCCUAGGCCAGAUGCCCCCAUUCGGCCCGAUGCCACCGUCUGGCCCGAUGCCGCCGCCUGGCCCGCCGAGUGUACCGCCUAGUUUCUCCUAUAUUUCCGGGAAAGGCAGUGAGCUCCUGGGCAUCGAUCGAACCGGCAUCGUUCACCGUCUGGUCAAUGGGGUAUGGGCUGCAUUGCCCCAAUCAGUACCGACUGGGCCCUUAAACGCCCGAUAUAUGUCGGACAAAGCCGUUACCGUCGGUGCCAGUCCGGAUGGCUGGCAUCAUAUGUGCACCCAGACUGGUGACAUUUUCCGCUUUAAUCCAAUCAGCAAUGGCUGGGAGUUAGCUUACGAUAUUUCCGACUGUGUGCAGAUCAACGCCAUGAGCAAAAACACAGCUGUGGCAAUUCAAUCGGAGAAUGGCGACAGCGGAAAUGUCCUACAGUUUAAUGGAACCCUAGCAUUCGACCGAUGGAGCACCAUAGACAUUGACAGCCACUACCACAACGUUCAAGUGUUCCGAUCGAGCAAAUGGGUGAGCGUCGGGGAAGACGGUGAGAUUUGGAGCAUCUCCAGCAAAGGUCAAGUGUUCCGCUUCAACACCGCCACAAACAACUUUGACGGGAUCCCGAUUCUCAACGCUCUGACGCUGGAUGUGCGCAAUGCCAGCUACGCCACUGUUGUAACAGCCGACUGCAAAGCAUGGACCUUCAACAGCGGCACGUGGACUAAGUGGCACAUCAGCACCUGUCCGGUGCAGACCACCUCCAACAACAACAAUGACUACUACUUGGACGGACGCGGUCGCUUCGGCUCGCGCAAUUAGAACAGCUUUUUUAUCCAUGAUUUGAUAAAGCUAAUAUAGGCGAUAGUUUGCAUACUGAAGCUUGUUUGUAAGCUUUAGUCUAUGGUUCCGCAAAUGCGCUUUAAUUUCCAUUGCUUUUAAAACAAGUCGCUGUCACGUGCUUGCUAGUUUUUCAACGAGAAACCCUUCUUCCAUCGCUUUCUUGCCUCGAGCGCUAUUGUCAUCCCGGAAGCAGCAUAAGACAUAACCUAAUCUGAAAACUAAAUUACAACUAACAAUAAAGCUGCGGCUCGGGAAUUUAAUAACG
Paramacrobiotus metropolitanus is the source of this 1266-nucleotide messenger RNA. RefSeq lists its product as uncharacterized. The transcript has 2 exons. NCBI's taxonomy places the organism in Eukaryota, Metazoa, Tardigrada, Eutardigrada, Parachela, Macrobiotidae. The record is from RefSeq and is a predicted model, not a curated record. The coding region runs from base 129 to 980 and encodes 283 amino acids.